CCGCGCGCCGCCUGGCCCUGCCCGGCACCCGUACCGGCCGCUUUGCGCCCCGGCCUCCCGCGCGGCGGAUCCCGGCAGCGGGGUGGGCCUGCCGCCCGCGGUAAAUCAUCUUUGCCUUGCUUAGCUGCAGUUAACCGUUGAUUCCACUAAGACAGCUAUUCCUCCCAAGGAAUUACAAGAAAAAAUGCUGAGGGGUUUGAAAGGACUUGUCUGCCAUCCUCUAAAGCUGGACCAUGGGUAUGCCCUCCAUACAGCAGCCAAGCGCUUAAGCUCCCCGGUCAGCCAGGAUGUCCAGGCGCCAGCAGAAGCAUCCAGAGCAGUGUUCUACACCAGCCAGAGCGACCCGGCCAGCCAGACAGAACGCCAUGAGGGUCGUCACUACAGCAUUCCGCUCGAGGAGGUGAAGACUGUGUUCCCGCACGGGCUGCCCUACCGGUUCCAGCAGCAGAUUAAGACCUUCAACGAAGCCUGCCUGAUGGUGCGAAAACCAGCUCUGGAACUUUUCACUUACCUGAAAAACUCCAACUUUGCACACCCAGCUGUCAGAUAUGUGAUCUAUGGUGAGAAAGGAACAGGGAAAACCAUGACACUGUGCCACGUGAUUCACUACUGCGCAAGGCAAGGGUGGCUGGUGCUGCACAUCCCCGACGCUCAUCUCUGGGUGAAAAACUGCAAGGAGCUUAUACAGUCUUCCUACAACAAAGAACGGCUUGAUCAGCCUUUGCAAGCAUCUUUCUGGCUCAAGAACUUCAAAACCUCGAACGAGCGCUUCCUGAAGGAGAUAAAAACGACAAAAAAAUAUCUGUGGGGCAAACAAGAAAGCACUGAGGAGGGCAGACCGCUGGGUGAGGUGGUGGAGCAGGGUUUAGCUCGCGUGAGAAAUGCCAGCGAUGCUGUAGGGGUUGUGCUGAAAGAGAUAAAGCAGCAAUGUCAUCUUGGCUCCUUCCACCUUCUUGUGGCAGUGGAUGGCGUCAACGCGCUCUGGGGAAGGACGACAUUGAAGAAGGAAGACAAAAGCCCUGUUUCUCCAGAGGAGCUGACGCUUGUGUACAAUCUACGGAAGAUGAUGAUGAAUAAUUGGAAGGGAGGUGCCAUUGUGACAACCCUCAGCCAGACCGGCUCCCUCUACAAGCCCAGUUCUGCCUAUUUGCCCCAGGAGUUGCUGGGAAAGGAGGGGUUCGAUGCGCUGGACCCCUUCGUCCCCAUCCCGGUGCCCAACUACAGCGCGAAGGAGUUUGAGAGCUGCUACCGCUACUACCUGGACCGCAAGUGGCUGCAGCACGAGAAAGCGCGCACGCCGGACGGGCAGGAGGAGCUGCGGUUCCUGAGCGGCUCCAACCCGCGGCAGCUGGAGCGCCUGGCCGGGCCCCUCUAGCGCAAUAAAGGCCGGCGCGGCCGCUCCCUCCA
Molecule: messenger RNA, 1407 nt
Organism: Falco peregrinus (peregrine falcon)
Lineage: Eukaryota; Metazoa; Chordata; Aves; Falconiformes; Falconidae
Gene: DAP3
Product: death associated protein 3
Exons: 14
Coding region: 185-1375 (396 amino acids)
Biological process (GO): apoptotic process
Cellular component (GO): mitochondrial small ribosomal subunit; mitochondrial ribosome
Molecular function (GO): structural constituent of ribosome
Source: RefSeq, a predicted model, not a curated record